ACUGAUAAGUGACACUGAAAGGCAGCUCAGAUGGGCACUGAUAUGUUGCAUUGAUGUGCACUGGUAGGCACUGAUAUGGGGCAUUGAUGUGGCACUGAUGGGCACUGGCAGGUGGCACUGAUGAGCACUGAAGCUGGCAUUGAUGGACACUGACAGUUGGAACUGCUGGGGCUACACUGAUCAUCAGGGCACACUGAUCAUCAGUGCCCUGAGGAUCAGUGUUCAUGUGCCCUCCGAGGAAUCUCGUGAGGAGAGAAAUGCCGAUAACUGGCAUUUCCCUAUUUACAUGCGAUCAGCUGUGAUUGGACACAGCUGAUCACAUCACCAAGCCGAAAUCUUCGGC
Molecule: messenger RNA, 343 nt
Organism: Staurois parvus
Lineage: Eukaryota; Metazoa; Chordata; Amphibia; Anura; Ranidae
Source: the annotation of a GenBank genome assembly